AUGCAGGAUGUACCGCUAGACACCGCUCCCGAGUCGCGGGAAGAUACCCCUCCUACCCUUACAUACGAACCCUCAGAACCCACGCCGCAACAUGAUGAGGCAGACAUCGAGACCUCAUAUCCGGAAGCCCAGGCACCAACACAACUCCCAAAGCCUCUCGAGCAACCAGAGCAACCUGCUGUUCCUACCAUCUCCUCCCCCCUACCAGAGGUGGCUUCUACGCCACAAUCAGAAGAACCUCCUCAACAAGCCAUCGAUCCCCGUCUCAUCCAACCUAGCCGCCAGCGCACCGACUCGCAGUCCACCACCGCUACCUCGCGAUCCACUACUCGCUCGUCUAUGGUCUUUGUCGUCAGCGCUCUAGAAACAAUCGCCGCAUCCAAGGAUGCUCGGAAGAGGAAGCCAUUGGCAGAUGCUGCUCAACGUGCUUUGUCCACAAUCAAGAGUCAGGGAGACCCAACUCAGACCGAUCCUGAGAUCCUCUUUGCGCCACUACAAUUGGCUACCGAGGCAAACACGGUCGCCAUAGUCACCACUGCCUUGGACUGUAUUGGCAAGCUCAUCAGCUACUCCUACUUCUCCGUGCCUGCAGACACCAACCAGGAAAACCAGCAGCCUGUACCGCUGAUUGAGCGCGCCAUUGAUACGAUAUGUGACUGCUUCCAAGGUGAAGCCACCCCGGCCGAGGUGCAAAUGCAGAUCAUCAAGUCAUUGUUGGCUGCUAUCCUCAAUGACAAGAUUGUGGUACAUGGUGCUGGUCUGCUCAAGAGUGUUCGUCAGACAUACAACAUCUUCCUUUUGUCCAAAAACAGCUCGAACCAACAGAUUGCCCAAGGCACAUUGACACAAAUGGUCGGAACUGUCUUUGAACGAGUAAAGACUAGGAUCGCUGGACGCGCUGCCAGGGCUGAUUCUUCGAAGUCCUCGAUGCUUAACGAAAAUGGCGACAAUGUGGAGUCAUUGUCAGACAUUCCGGAUAACGAGCUACCACGUACUUCGACUGAUGUGCAAGAAGAGGAGGAUGAAGAUGUGGAUACAACCAGGAUGACUUUGCAGACAUUCGAGACCAAGAAGAGUUUCGACGAUGCUCGGAUAGGCGACAAUGCGCCCACUAUGGUUACUCGUCUCAAGAAAUCAAGAAUGCCUCCUCGAACAGCAUCUGGAAACGAUGGUGUUCCUGCCAUUACUGUCCAGCCUGACGGUUCCGACAUUACCGAGGAGGACGAGGAAGACGAGAUCUUCAUCAAAGACGCCUUCCUUGUAUUCCGCGCAAUGUGCAAGCUCAGCACAAAAACUCUCCGUGUCGAAGAAACUGUUGAUCUCAGAUCUCAAGGCAUGCGUUCCAAGCUGCUGUCCCUUCACAUUAUCCAAACAAUCAUCUUCAACCACCAUGCCGUCUUCAGUUCGCCUUUCGCAACCAUUCGCAGCAGCUCCAACAAUGACCCCACGAGCUUCACGCAGGCUAUCAAGCAAUAUCUCUGUUUGAGUUUGAGUCGCAACGGCGCAAGUUCAGUCAACAAAGUAUUCGAGAUUAGUUGCGAGAUCUUCUGGCUCAUGAUCCGCUAUUUGCGUGUGACACUCAAAAGAGAGAUUGAAGUUUUCCUCAAGGAGGUUUACCUCGCGAUUUUAGACAAGAGGACUGCGCCUGCAUUCCAAAAGCAGUGCAUCAUCACAAUCUUGACUAGAUUGGCUUCAGAUCCCAGAGCACUAGUUGAGAUCUACCUUAACUAUGACUGUGAUCGAGCAGCACUUGACAACUUCUAUCAACGCAUCAUCGAGCAUCUCUCCAGAAUUGCCAGCUCGCCUGUGCAGGUCACGGCGCAGCAGGAACUGCUCUACAUCGAACAGCAGUCAAAACAUGGCAAUGCUAUGUCAGAGUGGCUAGCCCAAAGCACUUUGCCGCCGUCGCUGUCCACUUCCACAAUCGCCAGUGCCCCGGAAGCUAAUCAAGACAUACCAGCCGAGUACAUUAUGAAACAGCACUCGCUCGAAUGUCUGGUCGAAACUUUGCGUUCUAUGGUCAAUUGGUCUCAGCAGGGUCUUAACGACGUUGCUGCGUCGCUCUCGAAUCCUGAAUCACGCAAUUCAGUUGAAGAUUUAAGAGACUCGAUAGAUGCUCGUGAGAACGGCGUCUCCCAGUCCCCUGUAGUGCCGAGUAUGGAGAUUGCUGUUCCUGGCACUCCGAUAGCAGACGAUGAUCCCGCCGAACUCGAACGAGUGAAGCAACACAAGACUGCACUGAACAAUGCCAUCAAGCAAUUCAACUUCAAGCCCAAGAAGGGAGUCAAAGUCUUGAUCGCUGGUGGUUUCAUUGCCUCGGACUCGCCUCAAGAUAUCGCUCAAUUCCUUAUUACCAACGAAAGGCUAGACAAAAAGGCUCUGGGCGAAUACCUCGGAGAAGGCGAACCAGAAAACAUUGCCAUCAUGCAUGCUUUCGUGGACAGCAUGAAUUUCACCAAGACGCGAUUCGUGGAUGCUCUACGAACCUUCCUACAAAGCUUCCGUCUGCCUGGAGAGGCGCAAAAGAUUGAUCGUCUUAUGCUUAAGUUUGCCGAAAGAUAUACUGGAGGCAACCCCAAUGCGUUCGCGAACGCUGAUACUGCCUAUGUGCUGGCUUACUCGGUUGUUAUGCUCAACACCGAUCAGCACAGUGCUCAAGUCAAAGUUCGUAUGACUCCUGAGGACUUCAUCAAGAAUAACCGUGGCAUCAACGACGGCCAAAGUCUGCCAGAUGAUUACCUCAAGAGCAUUUUCGAGGAGAUUGCUCAAAACGAGAUCGUCCUCGACACAGAGCGCGAAAAGGCUGCCAAUCUAGGUAUGUUGCCACAGGGCACUGGCAGCUUGGCCGCGAAUAUUGGCCAAGCUGUUGCCAACUUUGGGCGUGAUUUACAAAGAGAGGCCUACGCUCAAGCUUCGGAUCAAAUGGCUACGAAGACAGAGCAGCUGUUCAAGAACCUUAUGAAAUCUCAACGUCGCGGAGCUGUCAGAUCUCCCAUGGUCAAAUUUAUCCCUGCAUCGUCGUUCAAACACGUCGGUCCCAUGUUCGAGGUCACCUGGAUGUCUUUCUUGACAGCACUUUCUGGUGGUACACAGGAGACGAACAACAUUGAAAGGGUCAGGCUUUGCAUGGAGGGUCAGAAGUUGGCCAUCCGAAUCUGCUGUUUGUUCGAUCUCACAGAUCCUCGACAGGCCUUUAUCGCUUCCCUGGCUCGUUUCACAAACCUCUACAACCUCAGUGAGAUGAAAGCCAAGAACAUUGAAGCGCUCAAGGCCGUCCUAGACGUUGCACAAAACGAGGGCAACCUGCUCAAGGACUCGUGGAGAGACAUCCUCACGUGUAUCAGUCAACUUGACAGAUUCCAGCUCAUCUCUACAGGUGUGAAUGAAGGCGACGUGCCUGAUAUGCUGAGAUCUCACUCUUCCGCGACCAACCCUAAUCGCAAGUCCCUUGGCGUCCCUCCCCGUAAUCGCAAUAGAAACUCUGUUAGCGGUAUAGUCUAUCAGCCCGACAUUGCGGAAGAGAGCAGAUCGGCAGAUAUGGUUCGUAGCGUUGACCGUAUCUUCACCAACACCGCCAACCUCUCGGGAGAUGCUAUCGUUCAUUUUGUCAAGGCUCUCGCCCAAGUCAGUUGGCAAGAGAUCCAGUCAUCUGGUAACAGCGAGUCUCCCCGAACCUACAGUCUGCAGAAGCUCGUUGAGGUCAGUGGCUACAACAUGACUCGUGUACGUUUCGAAUGGACAAGCAUCUGGCAAGUAUUGGGUGAACACUUCAUCCAAGUCGGCUGCCACAACAACACCAACGUCGUCUACUUUGCUCUUAAUUCGCUGAGACAGUUGUCGAUGCGCUUCAUGGAAAUUGAAGAACUGCCAGGUUUCAAAUUCCAGAAGGACUUUUUGAAGCCUUUCGAGCAUAUCCUUAGCAAUGCUACACAAGUCCCGGUCAAGGAUAUGGUCUUGCGCUGUCUAAUCCAAAUGAUACAGGCCAGGGGUGACAAUAUCCGCUCUGGUUGGAAAACGAUGUUCGGCGUCUUCACCGUCGCUGCUCGUGAGCCUUAUGAAUCUAUUGUCAAUCUUGCCUAUGACAACGUCACACAGGUCUACAAUGAUCGUUUUGCCGUGGUCAUCACUCAAGGUGCCUUUGCCGACCUCAUCGUCUGCUUGACCGAGUUCUCCAAGAACCACAAGUUCCAAAAGAAGUCACUUCAAGCCAUCGAGAUGCUGAAGUCUUCAGUCGGAAAGAUGCUUCGCACACCAGAGUGCCCGCUCAGCGUCAAAGCCAGUACUGUCAAAGAUGCCCCCACCGCCGAGGGCAUGCCUAAGCAGCCUACCAGACAGACUCAAGAGGAGCAGUUCUGGUUCCCUGUUCUGUUCGCCUUCCACGAUGUGUUGAUGACCGGUGAUGAUCUUGAGGUCCGAUCUAGGGCACUCAACUAUCUCUUCGAGACCUUGACGCGCUAUGGUGGUGACUUCCCUCGCGAGUUCUGGGACACAUUGUGGCGCCAACUACUCUACCCCAUUUUCAUGGUUCUCAAGUCCAAGUCGGAAAUGUCGAAGGCUCUGAAUCACGAAGAGCUUUCGGUAUGGCUGUCAACGACCAUGAUCCAAGCACUCCGCAACAUGAUCAGUCUCUUUACGCAUUUCUUCGAUUCUCUUGAGUAUAUGCUCGACAGGUUCUUGGACCUAUUGGCACUUUGCAUUUGUCAAGAAAACGACACUUUGGCUAGGAUUGGCAGCAACUGCUUGCAACAACUGAUUCUCCAGAACGUCCACAAAUUCACACCAGAACAUUGGGAGAAGAUUGUUGGGGCCUUUGUCGACUUAUUUGCACGGACUGAAGCCACAGCUCUCUUCUCUGCAGCGACAUCAUCAUCUUACAGAAAAGACUCAAGUGCAUCCAAUGGCUCCAAGGCUAUUCCAGCCUCAUUGGACGGUCUCUCUAUGACUGAGUCCUCGUCAGCGGAUCCAGCAUCUGUACCUUCCGAGAGCCCGCUGAACCUCAAUGGAGACGAGGCCUCACCUGGCGAAGACACGCCUCGACGACCUCGUGGCAACACCACGGCUACUACUCGAAGCCUGUCUCCUUCCAAGCAGGCGCAAAUCGGGGAUGACAACGAGCUUGAGUCAUUCAAUAACACGUCGCAAACACCUAACGCGCCUGUUGUUGUCACCGCUGCUCGUCGCCGCUUUUUCAACCAGAUCAUCACCAAGUGUGUCUUGCAGUUGUUGAUGAUUGACACAGUCAGUGAGUUGUUCUCUAACGACUCGGUCUACGCCGCCAUACCAUCACAUCUGCUGUUGCGUUUGAUGUCACUGCUUAAGAAGUCCUACCACUUCGCCAAGCGUUUCAACGAAGACCGCGACCUGCGCACGAAGUUGUUCAGAGAAGGCUUUAUGCGUCAGCCACCAAACCUACUCAAGCAGGAGUCGGGCUCGGCCUCUGUCUAUGUUAGUAUCCUUCUGCGUAUGUUCUCGGACGAAGGCGAGGAGCGCAAGGCCUCUCGGGCCGAGACAGAACAGGCACUUAUUCCUCUUUGCGCCGACAUUGUCAACUCAUACAUUGAGCUUGAUGAAGACACUCAACAACGCAACAUUAUCACAUGGCGACCUGUUGUGGUUGACGUCCUUGAAGGCUACACCGGCUUCCAAACUGAAGACUUCGAACGCCAUGCCACCACUUUUGCGCCUCUUGCUGUCGGUCUGAUGAACCGCGAAAUGGGUCCUGAGCUUCAGCGAGCGGUACAGGGGCUAUGGGCUCGUGUCACCGAGAUCAAGUUUGGAGUCAAGACGUUUGCUCAUAGUAGAGCGUCAGGCCUCGCAAGUCCCUCAAGGCCAUCAAUGUUCAGCGGGCGUCGUUCGAGCAGAGGCAGUCGUUAA
Molecule: messenger RNA, 5874 nt
Organism: Aureobasidium pullulans EXF-150
Lineage: Eukaryota; Fungi; Ascomycota; Dothideomycetes; Dothideales; Saccotheciaceae
Exons: 2
Coding region: 1-5874 (1957 amino acids)
Biological process (GO): regulation of ARF protein signal transduction
Molecular function (GO): guanyl-nucleotide exchange factor activity
Source: RefSeq, a predicted model, not a curated record